AUGGUGCAAGGAUCCUUGAAAAAAGCCACCCCCAGUGGCCCCGGCCGAAAGCCAUCAAAGACCACAAGACCAGGUGUUCGCUCCGUGGCGCCUAAGAAAGCUGGACUGAUCAAGCAGAAGAAGUUGACGAAGCAACUCACAUCCGGUCUCGUGAAUAUGACAGAAAAGAGUCUUGCGACGAAAGCGGGUCAUUUGGAGCUGUUGGCUGGUGGAAAGAAGGAUCGAUUGCAGAAGGAGAGGAACCAGGCGAAAAAGGAUGGAACUCUGAAGUCUGGACCUAAGAAGGCUUAA
Penicillium brevicompactum is the source of this 291-nucleotide messenger RNA. Its product is annotated as DUF2462 domain-containing protein. The coding region runs from base 1 to 291 and encodes 96 amino acids. The transcript is spliced from 3 exons. NCBI's taxonomy places the organism in Eukaryota, Fungi, Ascomycota, Eurotiomycetes, Eurotiales, Aspergillaceae. The record is from RefSeq and is a predicted model, not a curated record.